Molecule: messenger RNA, 7584 nt
Organism: Nycticebus coucang (slow loris)
Lineage: Eukaryota; Metazoa; Chordata; Mammalia; Primates; Lorisidae
Gene: AGBL1
Product: AGBL carboxypeptidase 1
Exons: 23
Coding region: 163-3519 (1118 amino acids)
Biological process (GO): protein side chain deglutamylation; C-terminal protein deglutamylation; proteolysis
Molecular function (GO): zinc ion binding; metallocarboxypeptidase activity
Source: RefSeq, a predicted model, not a curated record
GUCUAGGGUUGCACCACAGUGACUUCACACUCAGCAGCAUGUGCAGCUGAGGCCUCUGUGCAGCCGUCUCCCACAAGGCGGGCAGUGAGGUCAGCUUGGCAGCCGCUGCCUCUCUAACCCACUGCUGGCGCAGGCAGAGGUUCCCUGGGACCCCAGGAGGAGAUGGCUGAGCAAGAAGCCAGUGGGCUGCAGCUCCUGCUGCACACACUCCAGAGCUCCUCUGACAAGGAAUCCGUCCUGACCAUCCUCAAAGUCCUCGGAGACCUGCUCUCUGUGGGCACAGACCGGAGGAUGCACUACAUGAUCAGCAAGGGUGGCAGUGAGGCCCUGCUGCAGACCCUGGUGGACACGGCGAGGACGGCCCCUCCAGACUAUGACAUUCUCCUGCCUCUCUUCCGGCUGCUGGCCAAAGUUGGCCUAAGAGAUAAGAAGUUUGGCCAGAAGGCACUGGAACUGGAAGCGCUUGAUGUGACCUUGAUUCUGGCCAGGAAAAACCUGUGUGACAGCCAGAACCUCCUCCACUGUCUUUGGGCCUUGCGUGUGUUUGCCUCCAGUGUCACCACAGGAGCCAUGCUGGGAAUCAAUGGAGCAAUGGAACUGAUUUUUGAGAUCGUUACCCCUUAUAUCCGGAAGCGCACAAGAACAAUCAGGGUAGCCACUGAAGUUUUGGCAGCAUUGCUGAAAUCCAAGUCUAACAGCCGCAGGGCAGUGAACAGAGGCUACGUCACCAGCUUGCUCAGGCUGCAUCAGGACUGGCACAGCCAUGACACAGCCAACACGUACGUGCUGAUCCGCCGGGGCUUCCUGCUCUGCCUCAAGCACAUUGUCACCCUCCGGUCUGGCAGGGAGGCCUUCCUGGCAGCCCACGGCAUGGAGGUCCUCUUCAGCACAGCACAGACCUGCCUGGAGGACAAGAGCAUGGAGCCCAUCAUCUCCGAGGUGCUUCAGAUCCUGAGGCAAUGCUACCCUAAAAGUCCACUUCCUUUGGUCGCGGCCAGCAGUGCUUAUGCCUUCCUGGUCCCUGGGAUCAUCACCUCUGAACCUCCACGUGCUCUAACUGAAGAGGAUUUUGAAGAUGAAAGUGAUGAAGAGGUGGACAGAGGCUCAGAUUCUGAAGAGGUGAAGGAAGAAGAUGAUGACUUGGAAACAGAUGUGGACAAGCUGAGUUCCAAACCUGGUCUUGACCAACCUGAAGAGGAACUGAAGCAAUAUGAGAAAAUGUGUCAUGAGCUCUCCUGCAGCUUUGAGGAACCACAGUCCAAAUUUGGAGAUAAUUGGAACUUUGGAGAGAUUCAGUGUGCCAAUCACCAACACAUUCCAAUGGCUGCUGCCUCAAGGCAGCAUGGCUUCAAUAAAGACCAAGAAAGAGAAGACACAGUCCAGGCUUCCCUUCUGCGUGUGGUGAAGAUGGGGAGGUCCGCCAUGCACUUGGCCUCCAAAAAAGGGCCCAUAACAAACCUAUACUCAAAUGUACAAUCCAAUGGUCUUGGGAGGGAUUCUUCUGGAAAUAAAAUCCCCAACAAUCAGGCUUCCCUGAAAGAGCAGGCCUGGGACAUAGAUGCCAUGUUCUGCUCAAGGAUGAGUGCCGCCUUCUCCAAUUCAGCUAGGCCCAGAGAAACAGUGGACAUAAUGGAUAAGCUCCUGCAGACACAUCCCAAGCAUGUCCCCUUCCAUGACCCUUAUCUUUAUAUGGACAAAGCCCAAGGAACCAGCUCUGUGGUGGACUUCAAGAUGAUGGCAUUUCCUGACCUCUGGGGACACUGUCCACCUCCCUCUGCCCAGUGCAUGUUGGAACGCAAAUGUGGAGUCCAAAGGAUCAAGAUAUUAGAAGAUGUCCGGAGACUUAUCCAGCCAAGUGAUGUUAUAAAUAAAGUUGUCUUCAGUUUAGAUGAGCCUUGGCCUUUGCAAGAUACAGCUUCUAAUUGCUUGAGGUUCUUCUCCAAAUUUGAGUCAGGAAAUCUUCGCAAAGCCAUUCAAGUGCGAGAGUGUGAGUAUGAUUUGUUGCUCAACGCUGAUGUGAAUAGCACCCAGCACCAGCAGUGGUUCUAUUUUGAGGUGAGCGGGAUGCGUGCCGCCGUCCCUUACCGAUUCAACAUCAUCAACUGUGAGAAGCCCAACAGCCAGUUUAAUUACGGGAUGCAGCCAACCCUGUAUUCUGUGAAGGAGGCUCUUCUUGGCAGACCUACCUGGAUACGGACAGGCCACGAAAUCUGUUACUAUAAAAACCAUUACUACCAGAGUGCAGCUGCCACAGGUGGAACAUCUGGGAAGUAUUAUUAUAGCCUCACCUUUGCUGUCACCUUCCCGCAUAAUGAGGAUGUUUGCUACCUGGCCUACCACUAUCCCUACACCUACACAGCCCUCAUGACUCACCUGGAUAUCCUGGAAAAAAGUGUCAACCCCAAACAGGUCUACUUCCGGCAGGACGUUCUCUGCCAGACGUUGGGAGGGAAUCCGUGUCCACUGGUAACCAUCACAGCCAUGCCUGAGUCCAACAGCACUGACCAUUUAGAGCAGUUCCGACAUCGCCCAUAUCAGGUGAUCACUGCCCGAGUUCACCCAGGAGAGAGCAAUGCCAGCUGGGUGAUGAAGGGGGCCUUGGAGUUCCUGGUCAGUGGUGACCCUGUGGCUAAGCUCCUGAGGGAAAACUUCAUUUUCAAGAUCAUCCCUAUGCUCAACCCAGAUGGCGUCAUCAAUGGCAAUCACAGAUGCUCACUGAGAGGGGAAGAUCUGAACCGACAGUGGCUCUGUCCCUGUGCCCAUCUCCAGCCAACCAUCUACCACGCCAAAGGGCUCCUCCACUACCUCAGCAGCCUUGGCCGGAGUCCCGUGGUCUUCUGUGAUUUCCAUGGCCACUCCCAAAAGAAAAAUGUGUUCCUUUAUGGCUGUAGCAUUAAGGAGACCUUGUGGGAAGCAGAGUGCGCUGUGGGCACAUCUACUCUCUUGGAGGAUGUCAGCUACAGGACUCUUCCCAAAAUCCUUGAUAAGCUAGCGCCAGCGUUCACGAUGAGCAGCUGCAGUUUCCUGGUGGAGAGAUCCCGAGCCUCCACGGCCCGCGUGGUGGUGUGGAGAGAGAUGGGGGUGUCCAGAAGCUACACCAUGGAAAGCAGCUACUGUGGCUGCAACCGGGGCCCCUACCAGGGUCUGCAGUUUGGUACCCGGGAACUGGAGGAGAUGGGAGCCAUGUUCUGCUUGGGCCUCCUCAUUUUGGAACUCAAAUCUGCAAGCUGCAGCCAUCAGCUCCUGACUCACGCUGCGGCUUUGCUGAAUGAUGAGGAAGAGGCUCUGGACCACCACCUGCAGCGCAGAUGCGGCAGCAGCAGCAGCAGCAGCAGCUCCUCAGAAGCUGAUGAUGAGCCCCCCUGCAUGGAGGAGAUUGAUUACAGUGCAGACAGCAGCUCAGACCAGGCGGGGGGCUUCUCUGAGCUGGACCGGCAGAUCCACGAGUGUGCCAUCUAUAAGGACGAGGGAGACGGAGAAGAAGAGGGACCCAGGCGGGGAAGAGAAGCCAUCCCAUAGCCAUGAGGUUACAGGCAGCCCUGUGGCUCCAGCCGCUGGCCUAGCAGCUGAGAUGCUGCAUCUACACCAUCAGACACACUCAAUGUAUCCAUCAGGGAAAAAGCCCGUCUGCGUGAGCCCUGCAACCCCAUUUGUAGUUUGUUCUACUUUCACUGUGCCUAGAGGCUGGUUCUUUCAUAAUUAGAAUAUUUUACAUACAUCGAUAGUUAGGUGGCUCUCGGGGCCCACGCAAGCUGCCAUUGUGCUUGAGUGGGACUCCAUGGGUGGUCUCAGAAUGACCCUGGAUCCUCUCGAGAUCGUUCUGAGCUCUCUGUCUUUUAUCCCUGUGCUUGAAACUGCAGCAGACUAGCAGGUGAAGAGUUGAGCUUUCACAGUGGCUUCCCAGCCAGAGUUCUAAGUGGGCGUCUGAGUUGUUCCACAUAUGAGUGUUUUGUCCCCACCUACCCAGAGCAUUGGAGCUCCCUGCAACAAACUGUGAGUCCCACUGAAUAUCUGGGGACCCUGGCAGGGUCUUCAGGCACCAAGUACUGGAACAUGGAGAACUCUCCAACCAUGUAAUGACAAGUAUCAUCUUUGAUGGUCUUUAACGGUAUUAAUUUCUAGGCCAGAAGCCGUACUAGACUCUAGGGAAUAACCAUGGUCACUGGUCUCUACAGGUUUUAAGGUCCUGUGUAUUCAGGUCACUAAGCAUGAUGCUGGGAAGCUGGUGACAUACGGGAUAGUGUAGUCAUUUCAGAAUCAGAAGAGGUGCGAAUCGUUCAGUCUGGCAGUUGUUUCUUGUAAGAACUUAAGCAAGUAAUUAACCUCCCUAAACUUCAGUUUGCUUAUGCAUACCAUGAGGAAUCCAUAUAAAGUUACUUUAAGGAUGAAAUGAGAUAACAUAUAAAAAGUACAGCUGGGCAUUUGGCGAACAGCAACGUUGACUAAUGUUUCUCCAUAACACAAACAGAACCUGUUAUAUGUGUAUAAGUAUUCCCACAGUCUAAAGAAAAAGAAAUUCCCUGGGGUCACACAGUAGGGAAAUACUGAAAGGGAUGUGGGAAGGAGGUAAUGUAGGAGCAGAGCCUAGGAGGUUGGGAUGACUCACCACAGGUGGAAGUGGAGCAAGGCCUUUCAGCACACAAAGCUUGGAUGUUUGAACCCCGAAGUGUACGGGGCCUGUGCAGAAGGGAUGAGAAGGGGCGAGGAAGCAGAUGUAGAACGAGAGAUGAGCUGGAGUGGGCCAGGUCAAAUUUAGGUUUUUUUCAAUUGUGAUAUGUAUUUAGUUAGUAUUAGGCUGGGCUGUGAGGGUGGAAAACUCAUUACAGUAAUAGCUUGUAUAAGCUCUAAGCCUGUUUCUCUUUUCACGCGGCAGUUCCAGACAUAGAAAGACUAGCCCUGUGACAUGACUGUGUGGUGUUAGAGGCCCAGCUUCUCAUGGCCCAAGCUACUGUGGGGAAUUGUUCUGAAAAAUGUGUUCUUACCAAACUUAGAGCCAGAUGAGAUUACCCAAGAAUUCCAAGGAGUUGUCAGCCCUAGUGGGAAGUCAUUGUGGUUCAAAGUGUGCAGAGGAGGUGACACUGGGGCCAGGCCACACGUGUGCUGUCUUGCACCAGCGCUGUCUGCUUCCCAGCAUGACUGGGGGUCGUGGUGAUCUGCAGGUCUCCGGGCAGCCUGGAGCACCUUCUCUAAUGGACAGAGGUAAGGAGCUCUCUGUAUCUACCUUGGUAGAGAAGCGCCACGUGCCAUCCAUAACCCCACUAAGGGUGGAAACUGCUGGUCGUUCAUGACAAUUCCCUGUAGCAAGAGUAUUUUUGGCUCCACUUUUCGACAGAAGAAAGUCUAAAUUUCUCAACAGAUCUCUUCCUAGUCUGGCUCCAAUCUCCUCUCCAGACUCGUGUUCUGUUACUCUCCAGUCUCUUCAAUUUACUACGGGACAAACCUUCAUCUCCUCUCAGCACAUUUAUGCGGGGUGUGUGCCCACACACACACACAUGCACAGGCACACACACCAUUUCUUGAGCCACACAGCUCCAUAAAUGUCCUCUUUGAUUUUUCUAACCUUUUCACACAUUUUUCUUCCACCUCUGAUAAGUGUCCCCCAUUACCUCAUUUGGGGAUAUAUAGACCCCAUUCAAAUACAGGCAGUUCCCAAGUUAUAAACAUCCAACUUACGUGUAACUUGCACUUAUGAAUGGAGGCUAUGACAGGUAAUAGGCAAAUGUGCCUAUUCCACCUUACACACAAAUUUAACUGAAGAAUAAACAUACAGAACCUAUCUCAUUCAUAAAUCGGGAACUGCCUCUAAUAUUUUUCUGUAAAACUUGGCCUAAUCACCCAAGGCCAAGUUAUAUAAUCUCUCCUUCAUGUGUUACACUGCCUUUACAUCUGUUUUAUAGUAUGCUUACCAUUUUCUACCUGAUAUAUACACUUUUGAUAUCCCCACCCCCACUCACCAUUGAGUCGUGAGCUCUGUAACGCAUGCGCCUGCUAUUAUCUUGGCCUUUCUCCCUGCACCUAGCAUAUUUCCUGACACAUUGAAGAUGUUUAGAAAUGCGUCUUCCCCUCAUCUUCAAACCUAGACAUCCAUUGUCUCAAUAAAAUUCCAUACAUUUUCAUUGAAUCCGUUCAUUUUUCAUCUCAAAUAAGAGUUCACUAAAAGGGCCUUUAGCAUGUAUAUAGCCCAGUCUCUGAAGCCGGUGGUUGCCAUGGAAGACUGUACUCAGUGUGAGGCCAGCUUAACAAGGAGCAAAGUGGCCUUGUCCUAGCCUGUGCUGUGCAAACAUUUAGAUAGAGCAGUGAGAAUGGAGGACAACAGCUCUGAGGGCCCCUGGUGGCCACAACAUUCAUCCAGGUGUUCUGGCUCACAUGCUUAGUUUGGUGAGAAUUGGACAUGUGACUCCUUGUGUAUCGGGCCAACUUGGCUGCCCAGGUGCUUCUUGCAAUCUUGUCAGUGAGAAAUGGCAUCCAGGAACUCCAUCCAUUGGCUCAAGUUUCUUCUAGGCCUCCAGAAAAAGGAUUUAGAGCCACAAAGAACAUUUGCAAAUAACCUGCUCCCUGAGUUACAAGCUUGCAUUGAUGGCUGCCAACACAAGGUCAUGUUAUACCCCUAAGGGGAAGCAGCAUCCUUGCAUACAUCUUCCAUUUUAUCAGCCUGAAAAACUGAGCUGUAGAGUCAAUUUCAUGUUCCAAAAGGAAUCUCUGCCCUCUGCCAAGAGAGGGGCUUCCAUGAAAUGCCUGACAUAAGUCAUCCUUGUUAGGGACUCAGAACACUGAUCUGUGUUGUAGAUCUGAGCUUUUGGAUCUGCAUUACAAUGAUGGAUUUGGUUUUAUCCUGCAGGUAAAGAUCACUCCAGCUCCCCAAAGCCUCCACUCUUGGCAGGACACACAUAGGAGCCUGGUACUCACCAAGAACUGGGCAAAAAAUAAUUCAUCAGGUCCAAAGCUUGCUGCUGCCUUUCCGACAGAUGUCCUCUUUUGUUAGUGUUGCAUUCAGGUGUCAUGUGGCCGAAUCUUGAUAAAAAGUGAUCUUUAGAAAAAGAAGAGUGGUAUGAAAGGGAAUUUUGAGAUAAAAAUGGAUUCUAUUACAGCCUUUAAGUUCCUAAUAAUAAAAAAUGAUACAUGUAUAUACAACUGAAAAUCAUCUAUUACACACAUUCUAACACAAUGGAGCUGAAAUUAAGUUCCCUACUUACACACACGCACAUACACACACAACACACAUACAGAAGGCCCAGGGCUUUAAGCAAAAGAACAAAGGGUGAGGUUUAUCAUAAGACACAUGUUCAUAAGGGGGAGGGGUGGCUAUAGAAAGCAAGAUGGAAGCCUUUUGGGUAGAAGUUGAAGCUCAUUUCUCAUCAGCAUGUCACAGAACCUGGCCUUCAAGAGUAUUUAUUUUGGGCCCGAUCAGGUCACAGAGGGAAAUAGGUCUACUCCUCUUGGAAGAAAAUAUAAACUAUAAGAAAGUGACCCAGGGCGGCACCUGUGGCUCAGUCGGUAAGGUGCCGGCCCCAUAUACCGAGGGUGGCGGGUUCAAACCCAGCCCCGGCAGAACUGCAACAACAAAAAAAAUAGCCGGGUGUUGUG